Danaus chrysippus (African queen) is the source of this 1125-nucleotide messenger RNA. Lineage: Eukaryota; Metazoa; Arthropoda; Insecta; Lepidoptera; Nymphalidae. The record is from the annotation of a GenBank genome assembly.
AUGUGGGAUUCACCAUACUUGACUUGUUUGUUUCUUUAUAUAUUUUCAUUUCAAAUAAUCGCAACUAAUUCUCGCACAUCAAAUAUUUGGAAAUUGGAUGUUGAAGAAGGUCAAAUUGUUGAUGGUACCACACUGUCGCAGGACGACUCAGAUAAGUCAAAAAUAAAUGAGAACGACAAAGUAUUCAAUAUAAUAACAUCAACAGUCUACUAUGGUAAUACAUGGACAAAACAUGGCUUUGAUAUGUUCUGUACUGAUUGUCAAAUGUAUGAACAACAAAGGUCUAAUGGUGAAAAUGGUGAAGAGACAUCAACAGAAACAAAUGUCACAGAUAUAGAAGAUGAGUACUUAGACUGUGGAAAAUCAGUUAACUUCACUUAUUAUGAUAACUUGGUUGGUGUGGCCCGACGGCAUAGACACCCAAAUGUACCUGAACCUCAGGUUGCCCUAAUAUUUACAAAGAAGAAAUCCUAUAAAAAUGGUGUAACAGAAUUAGACAUAAAUGCUUUAGAAAAGAGGCUUAAGAAAGCCAAAAGGGAGAAACCAAAGUCAGUUCAACUUUACAAUCAAAUUGGGAACUUCUGGAGAAUUAAAGGUGACACAAGACAGUCCAUUGAGUGCUUCCGACGGGCACUUGCUGUGUCACCAUAUAACGCUGAAGUCCUGUUAAAUCUUGCCAGAGUACUGUUCACACUUCAGUACCUAGAUGAUGCGAUCUACUUGACGCGUCGCUCGCUGGAGGUACAACCACCUGACCGCAGCGCUUGGCAGCAAUACUUCACACUUGGAGAAAUUUUCAAAGCAUAUGGACAUUAUCAGGAGGCAGCUGUACAUUUGAAACACGCGCUGGACUUGCGACCGGACUUCGAGCCCGCGCUUAUAGCUCUCAAGGACAUCGAGAACAUACCGGAGGCUUCGGUACAUGUGUACACCAUACUCAUAAUUGUUUGUCUGGUGAUGGGUGUGCUGCUUGUCAUUCUAUCGUCAGUUGACAGCGGCACAGACGAUGACCACAAGACCCAAAGACAUUUCAACAGGGCGAUGGCCAUGCGGUCCCUUAGAGGAGUGGUCCCUGGCACCAGACGAAAGAAGUACAACUCUGAUAAUAUAUCUCAAAGAAUAUAA